Topomyia yanbarensis is the source of this 3001-nucleotide messenger RNA. RefSeq names its product elongation of very long chain fatty acids protein 7-like. NCBI's taxonomy places the organism in Eukaryota, Metazoa, Arthropoda, Insecta, Diptera, Culicidae. The record is from RefSeq and is a predicted model, not a curated record. Gene Ontology annotation, biological process: fatty acid elongation, monounsaturated fatty acid; very long-chain fatty acid biosynthetic process; sphingolipid biosynthetic process. Bases 618 to 1904 code for a protein of 428 amino acids. Gene Ontology annotation, molecular function: fatty acid elongase activity. Gene Ontology annotation, cellular component: endoplasmic reticulum membrane. The transcript is spliced from 6 exons.
UUCGGUUCGGCGGCGCAGUUUGGUUCAACUUCUGAACGCUGCUGUCGUGGUCGUGAUUGCGCGCGUAUGUGGCCGAAAUCUUUGGCAGGGCUAUUGAAAAAAAAAACUUAAACGCGUGUAGUGUUCAGCCGUAAUCGCCAGGGUGCGGGCUUUUCGAAACAGUCGUAUCAGGUUUUAGAUUUCGGUGGCACCUGUUGGACAAAGCUUAUGGGUUAUUUUGCGAAAACCAGUUGGAAAUGCGGUUGAAGUUUGUUCUAUGACGUAGUCCUUUCCCUCUGUUAAGUGAUAAUUAAUUUUCGGAAAAGUGCCGAAAAGUAGCAGCAUUAGGUCGUUCAAGUGAAUGUGCAACGGCGUGAAAUCGCGAGACACAAGUAUCAAUCGAACGGCCUUUGAGGCCGCAACUGAUUUUCGACCAUUUUGGCGCAGUAGUGUGUUCAACGACCGUAGCAGGAGGUUUGCGACAGCGAGUUAACCCACCGCGAAUCUAGGCUAAACUUUUGCUGACACCGGUGAAAAUCGACCGUACAUAAGGAAAAUAAACAGCUGCGACGGAAAAAAAAUUGGAUUAAGCGUCGGUUCCCCCUCCCCCGUGUGCACCGUGGUGAAACACUUCGAGGAUGAGUGUGGCAGAGAAUUUCACGGAUUUUUCGUCCGGUUCCCGGUUUGUCUUCCAGAUGGCCGUCGACGAAUACCACACGGGUCGGAAUUGGUCCGGUCUCGUCGAUCGAUACUGGCUCAUCGUUGAGGAGCUGAUUGCCGACCCCCGCGCCAAACACCUCCCCUUUAUGGACAACCCGCUACCGACGCUAGGACUGAUAGUCUGCUACCUGCUCUGGGUUCUGAAGCUCGGUCCGAUGUACAUGCGAGAUCGAAAACCCAUGGACCUGCGGCGUAUCAUCAUCUACUACAACCUGUUCCAAGUGCUGCUGAGCGGUUAUAUGUUUUACGAGCACCUGAUGGCGGGCUGGCUGCAAGGAUACAGUUUCACGUGCCAAACAGUUGACUACAACGAUGGGCCACUUUCUCGGAGGAUGUUUAAUCUCUGCUACGUGUACUACCUAUCGAAGCUGACCGAGUUCGCUGACACGACAUUCUUCGUGCUACGGAAGAAACAGUCUCAGAUAACGGAUUUGCACGUGUAUCACCACUCGCUGACACCGAUCGAGGCGUGGAUUCUGACCAAGUUUAUUGCCGGUGGCAACGCAACCUUCCCCAACAUCAUCAACAAUUUCGUGCACGUCCUGAUGUACUUCUACUAUAUGCUGUCCGCGAUGGGUCCUCGCUACCAGAAGUAUCUCUGGUGGAAAAAGUACAUGACCGAGGUUCAAAUAAUCCAGUUUAUCCUCUGCAUCGGACACUGCAUCAACGCCCUGGUGACGGGUUGUCCGUUUCCGCGCUUCAUUUCCACCCUGCUGCUGAUCAAUGCCUCUAUCUUCCUGGCUCUGUUCAUGAAUUUCUACAUUCAAAGCUACAAUCGAAGACCGUCGGCAAAAUCGGCUACCGUCGCAUCGGGUGCCGCAAGCGUUCCGGCCAUCGUUGACGCUGCCAGCGUCGAGCAGUCUUCCAAGGUACAGGAUCUGCUGGAUAGUGAAACCAGCGAGCGGCCCAAAGCCCAGGAGGUUAACAACAAUAGCAUCGAAUCGAUCGAACCACUGGUGGACAAACCGGACAGAGUUCUGCCUCCCACAGCUAACGGUGAUAUUGUUAGCAAGCUGGAUGAGCAGUUCGAGGGGUCCGAUGAGAACGUGUUACUGUUAGCAGCAGACGCUGCCGUCACCACGACCGAACUGCCAAAAGAUGUGAUAGCGACAGUGGAAGGACUCCGCCAGCGGAUACUGAGCCCGGAUGAACUACGGCUGGCGGAUCCUCCCGUUCGAGAGUCUGACGUUUUCGUUGCGGAGUAGUGUAGUAGUAUUUUAGUAUUGUUUGUAACACCUUGCGCUUUAGCUUCUAGGAUGAUAGUUCAAUCAUGACAAGUGAAAACCAAAAUCAGUCGUUUAUAAGGAAAAGAAUAUCAACGAAUUCAGGUGUUCCACCGGGAUGCUCCGGAGCUGGCUGGAAUUAGCUAGUGAUUGUUCGGCUAUCCGUAUUUGUAAACAACUCGCAUAGACACACACAUAAACACUCCGAAGAUUCAUUACCAUAUCAAUCAUAAACCAAGCAGGCCAUAUCUUGCCACUGAUUGUAAACACUGUGGUGCAAUAUUCCGUAGCCUACGUUGAUAGUUUUCAAAACAGAAGAAUAGUAGGAUAAUUCUAGUCUAUGACGAUUUUCCGUAUCAGUUAUUGCGUUUUCGUUUUUACAUUGUACUACACCGGUGUAGCGUAAAAAAAGUAGAGUUACUGGGGGCGGGUAUAGUGUAGUUUGUAAGUUAAUUGCCGUGUUCGCAGUUCGAUUCUCAAUCCGUUCACAAAUGGUUAAAAAAUUUCCUAAUCCGUAAAAGACGUGAAUGAUCCUAAGGUUAAAACCUCCGUAAUGGAAACAAAAAAAAAAAUACAUUUAUUACACCCAAGUUUGAAUUAGUGUCGCUUGGACUACACCGGUGUAAAGCAAUGUCUAAAAACGACAAUGCCAUUAGAUUAGUUUCUAUAUUCUUUCGCAUCGUGCUACUUUUUAACUCGGAACGAAAUCCAUUUGCUCAACAUUUUGUUUUAACAAUCCAUUCUCGAAACGCGUGAAUGAGAAUUUUUGUUUGAUUGUUUGUUUGUUUUAAACCUUAUCGAAAUAUGCUAGCUUUUACGACGACGGAAUCGUUAGGGUGAUUAAGAGUAAAAUGUACUGAACAAUGAUUGUGUUUCAUAACCUAAAAUGUACGUAUGUGGUGCAAGACUGAACUGUGUAUGUAGGAUCAGCGUACCUAUCUAAGGAAGAGAAAGAAGAACACAAUUAGUUACCGAGAAGUGCAGCAAAAUUGUUCAAUAGUUAGUAGCAUAGUGGUGACUACUCUACUGUCUAGAAGACACGCGAAGCUUAGUUAAGUUCUAGCAUUAAUAAUACCGAA